UCUAUAACAAAAAGUCUCACUUGUGUUCUAGUAAGUGUGUGUUAAGGGUCCCGAAAAGCCGGGAAAAAAUGGCGGCACCCAGAGGCAGGGACGACGAGAGGAAAAUACUCCAAAAAAACUGGGAGGGAGGUGGGUUCGAGUCUUCCAGCGACGCCGCCACUCUCUACUCCAGCAAAUACACCUCCACGAAUUCCACGGAUACUCCGACCCUGGAUGGUGGGUCAUCACCGUCCUCAUCCUCAUCCAGCGGCAAGAGCCGUCACAAAAACGUAAACAGCAGAACUAGCUGGGGGAGCGCGGAUACUUGUGGCUCCCCCCAUCGUCGGGAUACGUGGGGCUCCCCCCAUCACGUCAAGGCGGCGGCCAAGGUGAACGGGCUCGAGCCCCGACCCUGCUCAAAGAUUCUGCUGUGGAUAUUCGCGUGCUUCGCGCUGUCGUUGGUGGCGCUGAUGGCGGUGUUCGUGGUGUGGACGCUCAUGUCCUACCACAGCACCAUCUCCGGACUGGAGGCGCGGAUACAGCGCCUGGAGGAGGCGAACGGGGAUUACAGGGAUAGGAUAGAACUCGUGGUCAACAGGAGGGUGGACGAGCUUCUGGCCAAGGUGAGAGAGAGAGAGAGA
Messenger RNA from Lymnaea stagnalis (great pond snail), 620 nucleotides. The record is from the annotation of a GenBank genome assembly. Lineage: Eukaryota; Metazoa; Mollusca; Gastropoda; Lymnaeidae.